Molecule: messenger RNA, 488 nt
Organism: Symbiodinium pilosum
Lineage: Eukaryota; Dinophyceae; Suessiales; Symbiodiniaceae
Source: the annotation of a GenBank genome assembly
GAUGCGCCGGCUUAUGAAAACCUUCGACGCGAGGCCGUCUCCCUCAGGCUCGAAAAUGACGAACUCACAGAGAAGGUCGCAGAGCUUGAGGAGGCACGCGCGGAGUAUGUCGCACAGGAGGAGCAGUUCACCGCAAAGCUAAAUGCGAAUGGCGGAUUCUUCGCUCACGAAGAUGAAGUGGUGAACAUGACGGGCAAAAUUCGAGAGGUCGACUACAAGAUUGCUGGCCUCAGACAUAAGCACUACCACAACAUCAAGGAUGUGGGCUCCCUCAAGCGCACCAUGUCCCUCAUUGAGAAGCGGGGUGAGGUCACGACAGUCAUUGACAAGGUCAAUGAUGCCCUGGAAAGAGGGGAGGUCCUGGACGAGGAGGGGCCUGAGGCCCAAAGCCUCGCCGACCUCGUCAACAGGCUGCGGAGAGAGUCCGAGAAGGUCUGGCCCAAGAUCAGCAGCUACGAGCAGGAUAUAGCAAACUUCAGCAAGAACUU